ACUUUUAAAAUUAAAAUUUACCCAAAAUCCUUUUAUCUCGAUCACAUCGAUCCUCCAUUUUUCUUCUCUGAUUCCUCAAUUUCUAUGUAUUUCCAUAAAUUAAUAACACUAACCCAGUUUUAGUAAACCUGUCGCCUCGUGAUUCGCUUCCUGAUCCUCUUUUUGCCCUAACCCUAACUCCGUCGCCAAGCUCGCCGGGCAGUUUCAAGUAAUUUUGCCUGAAUUAAUUUAACGGGUUAGCUGCUGUCAAGAUGAGUUUGCAACAGCCUACACAGCCCAAAUUGUAUGCUAACGGAUUUGGUCGUCGUAGAGCGGAAAAGGAAGGAGGGGCAAAGUUGGACAGUAAGCUGCAAUCUGGAAAAUCAAUCCCCAAUAGAUCAAAUAGUUCAGGGAUUGGGGGAAAAGUUGGAGCGUACGAGAGCCCCUCUCGUGAUAGGCUGGUGUAUUUAUCGUCAUGUCUAAUAGGGCACCCGGUGGAAGUUCACCUGAAAAAUGGAUCCAUAUAUUCUGGGACGUGCUACACAACAAAUGUUGAGAAGGAAUUUGCGAUUAUUCUGAAAAUGGCCCGCUUGAUGAAGGAUGUUUCUUUUCGAGGACAGAAGACAGAAUCCCUCAGCAAGGCUCCUUCAAAGACUUUUAUUAUACCUGGGAAAGAUGUUGUUCAAGUGAUAGCAAAGGAUGUGCCUGUAACCAUGGAUGGAAUGACUCACGAACUCCAUCAUAAAAAGCAGCAGGAGAUUAUGAUAGACUCCUUUAUAUCGCAAUCCCGUCAUGUUGAAGCAGAGAGAGAGCUGGCACCUUGGGUCCCUGAUGAAGAUGACCCGCAAUGUCCUGAAUUAGAAAAUAUCUUUGAUGGCCCUUGGAAAAGUAGGGGCUGGGAUCAAUUUGAAACAAAUGAAAUGUUAUUUGGAGUAAAAAGCACCUUUGAUGAGGAACUUUAUACUACAAAGUUGGAAAGGGGUCCUAAGACGAGGGAAUUAGAGAAGGAAGCUACAAGAAUAGCAAGAGAAAUUGAGGGUGAGGAUACAAAAGAUCUUCAUCUAGCAGAGGAAAGAGGCGUACACUUCCAUGAACAUUUUGAUAUUGAUGAAGAAACCAGAUUCUCGUCUGUAUAUAGAGGUACAGGAGUCGAUGAUAGUGGAUAUGAGGAAACUGAGGACAUAAUAUUGGAUUCUCGCAAUUCUGAGACAUUUGGAGAUACACCCGCUUCUUGCACCAAUAAAUAUGGUGAUCUGAGCCAUGUGGAAUUUAAUGAUGGAGCUCGAGUUUUAUCAAGUUCUUCCUUGGACGAGGCAGAGUGUUCUCAGUCAACUACUGGUGUUGAUUUGAAUCAAUCAGGUUCUUAUGAGCAUUCUAGACGGCUAGCAUCUGAAUUUCCUCCUAAAACUUUGUCCACUUCAGAGAGCAAAACCAGGGGCCAAGAGAAUCUUCAUGAUGAACACGGAGCAAAUGAGUGUCAUAAGGAGUUUGUAGAAGAGCAAAUUAUACAGAGAGCUCAUGAUCCUCCAUUAUCAACAUGUGACGGUUCACAGUUCUCAUUGAAGAAAGAUGCCUUUGACAAAGGGGGUUUAUCUUCUAAUAGUACUAACUAUGCUCCUUCACCGACUAUUCCUUCAAAAAGUAAUGAAAAGACAGUUUCUUCUGGUGAACGGUCAGAAAGUGCGCCAUCUGUCAAAGUAGUUGGAGAAGUGCAAUCUGCCCACUCUCGUGGGCGUCCUGGCAGUGCUGCUUCAUCAAAUUCUGAUUGCGUAGGUGCUGCCUCGGUUUCCAAUGGUCCGGGUUCGGGUUUAUCACCAAGCUCGUCAAUGGGUUCAUUAACUUCAGAGAAAUCAACAUUGAACCCCUAUGCUAAGGAAUUCAAACUAAAUCCAAAUGCCAAGAGUUUCUUGCCUUCUCAAGCGCCUGUUCGACCUCCAUCUCCCAUGUCUGAUGGUUCCUUCUACUUUCCACCAAAUGUCCAUGCUCUACCGCAUAUGCAUGGCAUGCCUAUGGGAAUUGGAGUUGGACCGUCAUUUACCAGUCAUCAGCCUGUUAUCUAUAACCCGCAGGUUGCAUCGUUGCAAUCACAACAAGCAUAUUUUCAUCCUGGACCUCAGUAUGGACAACAGAUGCUGGUUGGCCACCCAAGGCAAGUCUUGUACAUGCCAGGCUAUCAACCUGAAAUGCCAUUUAAAGGACGAGAUUUUUAGUCGGGUGAUAAUAUAUUCAUGGCAGUUUGACCUCUGCUCGCAAGCAAUAAACUUUUGAGAGACUGCUUGGAACAGUUUUUGGGGGAUCCAAGCUUGGCAGUCCGAUGAAAUGUUACAGUUGAUGAGCCCCAUUUGUGGUCGGGGAAGUUGGCUAAUUGUGGGAUAUAUAAAUUGUUUUAAAAAUCAUAUGUAUGCUUCAUUUAUAUACCAUAACUGGAUUUCUCAACUCGUCUUCUUACAGUGACUGUUCUAUUUUGAUAAAUUAAUUUUGGAUACAAAUUUGUGUUGUUUUUUCUUUGAUUUAAAUUUAUAUUUCCUGGUUUUGAUUCGA
This is a messenger RNA of Mercurialis annua (annual mercury), 2520 nucleotides long. Its product is annotated as polyadenylate-binding protein-interacting protein 3-like. Gene Ontology annotation, biological process: cytoplasmic stress granule assembly. The transcript has 15 exons. The record is from RefSeq and is a predicted model, not a curated record. NCBI's taxonomy places the organism in Eukaryota, Viridiplantae, Streptophyta, Magnoliopsida, Malpighiales, Euphorbiaceae. Bases 252 to 2189 code for a protein of 645 amino acids. Gene Ontology annotation, cellular component: cytoplasmic stress granule. Gene Ontology annotation, molecular function: RNA binding.